This is a messenger RNA of Saitoella complicata NRRL Y-17804, 1503 nucleotides long. RefSeq names its product major facilitator superfamily transporter. Bases 1 to 1503 code for a protein of 500 amino acids. NCBI's taxonomy places the organism in Eukaryota, Fungi, Ascomycota, Saitoellomycetes, Saitoellales, Saitoellaceae. Gene Ontology annotation, cellular component: membrane. Gene Ontology annotation, molecular function: transmembrane transporter activity. The transcript is spliced from 8 exons. Gene Ontology annotation, biological process: transmembrane transport. The record is from RefSeq and is a predicted model, not a curated record.
AUGGAGCAACCUUACGAUCUUCAGACGAAACUCCAUGCUCACCAUAUCGAGGAGGCGGAUCCUGGAUCAGUUUCGAAUGCGGGCGUGGGAGAAUGGGUCGAACCGCCGAGCCACGUUACCAGAGCCAUUGUCAGGAAGCUGGACUGGAGGAUUUUGCCGGUGAUGUCGUUGCUUUACUUGUUUUCUUUCUUGGACAGGACAAACAUCGGAAACGCCAAGAUUGACGGUCUCACUGAAGACUUGAAACUUACCAGUCUUGAGUACAACCUCUGUUUGACUGUCUUCUUUUUCACCUAUGCAGUAUUUGAGGUGCCGUCAAACUUGUGUCUCAAGAAGUAUGGAGCGCGGAAGUGGAUUCCAUUUAUUAUGUUCGUGUGGGGUGUGAUCAUGACGUUGAUGGGUCUGGUGCACAACUACGAGGGUCUCCUGUCCGCACGACUCUUCCUCGGCCUUGCUGAAGCGGGUUUGUUUCCCGGUGUUACAUUCUACUUGACCAACGUUCGGUACAAGCGUGAAGAACAGAGUUUACGUAUCGGAAUCUUCUUCAGUGCUGCGACCAUCGCCGGAGGUUUCGGUGGUCUCCUCGCUUACGGCAUCGGCAAGAUGGAUGGUGUCGGAGGCUGGGAAGGUUGGAGGUGGAUUUUCGCACUGGAGGGUCUUGCAACUGUCGCCUUGGCUAUCGCUGCAUACUGGAUGAUCAUCGACUCGCCGCGUACAGCCAAGUUCCUCACCGAGGAGGAAGCGACGAUCGUGGAGAACAGAGUCAAGUAUGAUGGUAGCGCCGGCACUCCUAUGUCUGAUCAUUACGAAUGGAAAUUCGUUGUUCAGGCUCUUACGGACUGGAAGGUGUGGCUUUCGCUGUUGACGUACUACGGAACGAUGACCCCGCUUUACUGUAUCGCGUUGUUCUUGCCGUCUAUCAUCAGGGGGUUGGGUUACCCCACGACAACGUCGCAGUUGUUGACAGUGCCAGUUUACGUCGCCGGAUGUCUCGGUGUCCUCAUCUUCUGCUACUUCAGCGACAAGUAUAGGAUGCGUUCACCUUUCAUUGUCCUUGGCGCUGUCCUCAACCUCAUCGGUUGGGGUGUUGCGUACGGGUCCAAUAACAUUCAUGUCAGGUACUUUGCGAUGUUCCUCGCCACUAUUGGGAGUUACGCUGGGAUUGUUAGUGUCGUGGCUAUCUUGCCGAGUAACAUCGGCGGACAGACCAAGAGGGCUACUGCGAUCGGUAUGCAGAUUGGUAUCGGAGGGUUGUCGGGCUGUAUCAGCUCAAACAUCUUCUAUGCCAAAGAUGCCCCAAACUACAGGCCGGCAUUGUUGAUCGCCCUGGGCCUCUCGGCGCUCGCUUUGGUGAAUGCGUGCCUGUACUGGUUUUGCUUGUUGCAGGCAAACAAGAACAAGUUGAAGCAGCAGCGUGAGAUUGCGGAAGGUCGUCUGAGCUUUACGGAGAAGGAGUUGGCGGACAUGGGUGAUCGCAAUCCGUACUUUAUGUACACGAUUUGA